Molecule: messenger RNA, 841 nt
Organism: Rubroshorea leprosula
Lineage: Eukaryota; Viridiplantae; Streptophyta; Magnoliopsida; Malvales; Dipterocarpaceae
Source: the annotation of a GenBank genome assembly
AAGGCUUUUGGAACUAAAUUAGCGGGUUACAACUUCAUAUACCCAAGAAUCAAAGCUCAAUGAAAACCGAGAGGAAAGAUGGAUUGUAUUGAUUUUAGUGUUGAUUUUUUCCUCAUAAGAUUCCAAGAAAGAGAGGAUUUGCUAAGAGUUCUAAAUGGGGGUCCAUCGUUUGUGGGUCCUUACUACUUAACUAUUCGACAAUGGGAACCAGCUUUUGACCUGGAUAAAGCGACAUUCACUACCACAGCUAUCUGGGCAAGAUCACCCAGGCUACCAAUUGAGUAUUAUGAUGUGAAAAUUCUUGAAAGAAUUGGGAAAUUAUUGGGAAAGCCUUUGCAAUUGGAUGCUCAUACAGCACAUCAGACGAGAGGACAAUUUGCCAGGAUUUGUGUUCAAGUAGAUCUUGAUGAGUCGCUUGUCCCCUUUGUUAGGAUUGGUAAGCAUAUCCAGAAAGUACUAUAUGAGGGUCCAGUAGCUCUUUGUUUCUCUUAUGGAUGUGUUGGCCACAAAGAGAACUCCUGCCCACUCAAAUCAUCGCAAGCCCCUGCUGUUAUGGAAGAGGACUCCCCCAAUUGUACCAAACCUGCCAACAUGGAUGUUAGGGAUGAUACUGUGAUAGAGGAGUGUUAAGGAUUUGGUCCAUGGAUGCUUGUUGAUAGGAAGAAAAAUAGGAGGAAGCUUAAUGGAAAGGCACCUUGUUCUGGGAAUUAACAGAGCAAUCCAAACUCUUCACAUGGAGGGAAAUUGAGUAGCCAACUCACUGAGUUGUGAAGCGGGUUGAAGCGGAGUGAUGAGAUGGUCAAUAUGUUGGGGGACAACCCAAUUAAUGAUCUUACUGUUG